GCCGGAGUGGUUUGAGUGCUGCACCAGUGCAGACGCUGCGCUUCCUCGGUUUGUGGAGAGUGAAACUUCAGGAGCAGAGAGAAAACAGGAGGGUAUAUCUACACUAAACACCCCGCAAACACACCCGCACGCUAAACACACCGCACACACCUUCACACAGAGCAUAAUAGACCGUCUCAUUUACCUUAAUUCACUUUAAACCCUCGCGCCUGCAUUCAGAACCGACAUGCCGUACGGUGUUUCAUCAUGACAGGACAUUUACAGGCACAGCUGGUUUGAAGCCCUGCAAGCAAACAUGGAGCUGUCUGAGUCCGUAAGGCAUGCGAACGGGAGGCAGAGGAAACAUGUGGUGGUCAUGAGUGAUCAGGAAACUGUAGAUGAUGAAGAAGCCCUCAUUCAGGACUCGGUCAGCGGUGACAGAGCCCCCAGAGGUCACUGCAGUAUCAGAUCAGAACUGGGCAAUGUGUCCCUGCUGCUUUUCCUCUACGUCCUCCAGGGAAUUCCGUUAGGACUGGCCGGCAGCAUCCCGCUGGUCAUGCAGAGCAAGAACGUCAGCUACAAAGACCAGGCCUACUUCAGCUUCGUCUUCUGGCCCUUUAGCCUGAAGCUGCUGUGGGCGCCACUGGUGGACUCGCUCUACAUCCGGCGGUUCGGCCGGAGGAAAUCCUGGCUGGUGCCCACUCAGUACCUCCUGGGGCUCUUCAUGCUGGGGCUGUCGUUCACCGUGGACUCUCUGCUGGAGCAGAACGGAUCAAAAGGACCAGACGUGGUCAGCUUGACCGCCGUCUUCUUCAUGCUGGCUUUUCUGGCAGCCACACAGGACAUAGCAGUAGACGGCUGGGCGCUGACCAUGCUGUCCAGAGAGAACGUGGGAUACGCUUCUACCUGUAACUCUGUGGGCCAGACUGCUGGAUACUUCCUGGGGAAUGUGCUGUUCCUGGCUCUGGAGUCAGCUGACUUCUGUAACAAGUACUUGAGGUUUGAGCCACAGCAAAAAGGGAUUGUUACUCUGUCAGAUUUCCUGUUUUUCUGGGGAAUCGUGUUUAUGGUGUCAACUACUCUUGUGGCCAUCAUAAAGAAGGAGGACAGCAGACAGCAGCACUCCAAAAAAAGGAUGAAAGAGGAAACACAUGGAGUUCUGGAGACCUAUAAACAACUGUUCUCCAUCAUUAAGAUGCCUGCUGUCUUCACCUUCUGCUGCCUGCUCCUCACAUCCAAGAUGGGCUUUUCUGCAGCAGACGCUGUAACAGGACUAAAGCUGGUGGAAGCAGGUGUGCCUAAAGCUGAGCUGGCUCUCCUGGCUGUUCCCAUGGUACCCCUGCAGAUUCUGCUUCCGGUGAUCAUCAGUAAAUAUACAGCUGGACCUCGACCUCUUGACAUCUUCUACAAAGCCUUUCCUUUCCGCUUGCUGAUAGGUCUGGAAUAUGCUCUGCUGGUGUGGUGGACUCCCAGUGUGAAGCAUGAGGACGGCUUCCCUGUGUAUUACUAUGCUGUAGUGCUGCUCAGUUAUGCUGUGCAUCAGGUGGCACUGUACAGCAUGUAUGUGGCCUGCAUGGCUUUUCAUGCUAAGGUAAGCGAUCCACUGAUAGGGGGCACUUAUAUGACUCUGCUGAACACAGUGACCAAUCUGGGGGGAAAUUGGCCCUCCACUCUCGCCCUGUGGCUGGUGGACCCCCUCACAUCUAAAGAGUGUCAGGGAGCAGUUGGCCAGACAUGUGGGUCUCCUGAAGAAGCUGGGUUGUGUGUUAAAGAAGGUGGCAUGUGUGUGACGGCGCUGGAUGGCUACUAUGUGGAGUCUCUGGUGUGUGUGGUAAUUGGCCUGUGUUGGUGGAUAUUCUUCGGGAAGAAAAUGAAGCGGUUACAGGAGGAGAGCCCAGCAGCGUGGCACUGCAGGGUCCGCAAAUAGCACUAAUACAAAUGGACACAAUGAGCCCAAAGCCUCGGACUUCUAAAGGAACUGUUCAAAUGCUAACAUUGCUAACAAUGAGUGAAAGCCAAUCAGAAGGAGUAAGUUUUCCAGACUGGAUUUCACUCAUCUGCAAUGUCAGUGUAUUUGAAUGAAGUAUGAGUUACACCUGUACACGUUUCCUUCUUUUCAGGAUGCCUUUGCUCCUCCUCUUACUCUGUUUCUCAUACAUGUGCUUUCCUUUCCGGACUCUGGUUCAGUUUUAACUGGACUGAGAACUUCCAUGAUAAAAGAGAAAUAUUUAUCCUUGUUCAGAUGACAACGGUACAGUUUUUGUGUACUGUUUCAUCAUUACUGUGGCUGCUUCCUCUCCAUCUCUAAAUCGGUUUUUAACAGAAAAAAGGGCACACACACACACACACUAUUAGUAAUUCACGAUAGGUUAAAGUUCUGUACUGUAAUAUACUGUAUUGACAAGGUAGCUGCUGCUCCAUAUUAAUGUUCAACCAUCAGUUCUCUUUGCUGAAUAUACAAUCACACUGUCUGUUAACUGUAACCUGAGUUUAUUGUGCCUUGUGAUUGUUUUUUUUGUUUUUUGCAGUUUAUAAAAAUUCUUUACGUACAGUAGGACCUUUUUUAAUAGAGUUGUUUGGUGAAAAAUCAAAUUAUCCGAUUUCUUAUUUGUACUAAAUGCUUUUGAUCAGCCAACAUAUGUAUUCUUUUUUUUUUUAGCUUGGAAAAAGAGAUGGUAGGAUAAUGUUGCCUACAAACACUGGACUUCAUCAAUUUUACUUCUGUACUACCUGCAUAAAAACUUCAAAACACAGACAGAUUGUUUUUUUUUUUUUUCAGGGUGUUUUGAAACACGGCAGGGUUGCACAGUAUUGGGCAGAAUGGCAUUGCAAAAGUUUGUUGUUCUGGAGUACAUUUAUAUACUAUUUCCCAAAAUUAGUUUUUUUCUUUAAAAUGGUAGCCAAUGAUCGAACAUUGCAUUAUAUUACUAAUUUGACUUUUGUACUGUGUAUUGAAGAUUGGUUCAAAAUAAUAUAAAUUAAGCAGAAAACUGCAAAUUGAGUAAUUCAGUUGCUGCGUUCGGAAUCACUCCCUCUUACAGAAAUAGUUGUAGUGCUGUUCAAAAUCUGAAGAUUUUAUACAUUUUAUUUCCUGUGUAGUCCACUAUUAAGCACCCAUAAUGAAGCACAAAAUGUAGUGUACAAAUGUUAGAAUUAUACACUGGAAUUCCCAAUGUAUACCAUAAAAUGUAGUGCGGUGGUGUUGCGUUUAACGUCCUCAAAGCAGCACAAACAAGGAUUGUUGUUUGGUUGGUCUUUUUCUAUUCAGUUUUAUAUAUAUAGCAAAUGCUACAUAGUUAAUGGCGAAUGCGUUAAAUGUAGUGAAACUUGCAAUGUUACAGCAGCACAGAGAAAAGAACAAAGAAACGGACAGAGAAACAGGUCAGGAAAAUAUAUAAACAAAUAAUAAUAAAUCUAUAUAUACAAAUUGUUACAGAAAAAAUAUACUGAAAUAUAACAAAAGGAAAAUAUAUACAUUUAUAUACAUCUUUUUGCGGCAGUGCUAUGCCCCCAUCACUAGCAUUAUAAGCCUGUAGGGAACAUCAUGUUGUGGGUAAACGGAGGUGAGCUAUUCGACAAAAGUCAAUGCUCAUUUUCAGGUUUUGCUAAACUACAAGCCCAUUUCACACUGGAGUUCUCCUUUAAUGAGUGAACUAUUCCGAACACAGCCGAUGUAAACGGUGUGCCUUGUAAGGCAAGUGUAGUAAAGGUGAAGUGUAUUAAUAUACGACUGAAAAUGCUGCCGCAAAGCUAACGCCUAUUAGCAUGAUUCAUUAAUUCAGUUUUACGUUUUCUCUAAUUUGUCAUUAGCAAUUAGUUGUCCUGCUGUUCCACUUAUUUCUGUUAGAAAGUAUAGUAGUAUAGUAUACAUUAUCUAAUUUCAGUUUUAGCUAAUAAGGGUCUUCAUGUAACGCUACUAUAUUGAGUCCUGUGUUUGUUUGCAGUGUUAGCCUUACACCAUAUUAGCACAUAUCAAAAAUAACUAACCUGAUCUGCUGCAUUUUAAGUGAUAAACCAUGAUAAUUUGAUUAUUUCCCAGGCUAUUCCUUUAAAGAAUGUUUACAUCUGCAAUGUGGUCAAAUAUUAACACCAGCCAACAUUAGUUUUAUCUUUUUAUUCAUAUUUCCUGCAAUGAACCAAAAGGGAAAUUGUUCAACAGGUCACUCUGAAUCAAAUUUAGUCUAAUCUCAAUAGAUUCUGUUUCAUUCUGUUGUAAGGAAUAAAGCAUUCCUUCAUGUCUGAAUGCUAAGAAUACCUGUUUUUGGUUAGCAUUUACUAGCUACUGGUCUCUCCACAGUUUUAGCUAGCUAAGCUAGGUCGCUUAAAGUAACAGAGAUAAUGUAUAAGCAGCUUAAUGCUAAAUAAAACAUAUAAACCAUUUCAAAAUAUGUAGCUAUGGUAGCUAGUUAGUGUUUGUGAGUUAGGCAGGCUAUCACAAAUAUCACAGCUUUGAGGAGUUCAACUUGAGGAAUAAGCUGACUGAAAAUCCUAAUGAUUAGCAAAGCUGUUAACUGCUAACGACUGUUAGCAUGAUGCGUUGAUUAGGGAUUCACUGAAUAUACCAAAAAAUAUUCAGCCAAAAAUGGCUUUUAGGGUUUGUCCAAAUAAGAAAUAGUGAAAAAUGUUGUUAUAGUAAUUAAAACAGGGAGAAAAAGUUCAGUAUUUGUUUUUUGGCCCAGUGUCUCAUUUUGUUUAGUUUGGAUUAUAGAAACAUUUUAAUUUAAUUUCAGUGCAUCACUAGCGUUAAUGCAAAGUGAUCUCCCAUUCGUUAUUAGUGAUUGUAUGGAGGAUUGUUUGGUUGCCCUGAGACUUAAGAGGGUUUUUAAAGUCGAGAUUACGUAGGUUACGUAUGGUCUGGCUAUGCAUGAAAAAUGCCUUAUUCCAUGCCUUUUUACACAUUAUAUUUAUGUAUUUGAAUGUGUGACUGAAUUUACCUUACCAGCUAAUUACAAUGUGUUUAGUGAAGGAAGUGUACAGUAACUGUGUUUGACAAUUUUUACCAAAAUAAGAUGUUUUUUGGGUAAUUUUCUUUAAUUUAAACAUUCGGUAAUGGAAGUAUUUUCAUAAUGGCAACUUUAACUUGGCUGAUGUCAUAAGCUGCAUUCCAAAGCCUAGGCUGCAGUCGAGGUAUGGCGAGUUUUUGGUCAAAUUUCCCUUUGAAGACUCUCUCACUAGCCUGUUAAUCACACAUAUGGAAUAUAUUGGUCUAACAAGGCUGUGGGGUGACGCCUCCAGCAAACAUUUGUGUUAUGGUGACAUUGUCUUGUAAAAAUCAUGUUUUUUUUUUGUUUUGUUUUUUUGUUUUUUUUAUUACAAAAAAAAAUCAUUAUAAAUAUGAAAACUAACAUUUUAAAAUUAACUUUGCCCCUGAGGCUUUGUUUUUUGCUGAAUUGUGGCCAUUUUUCUGUGGGGUGACUGAAGAUCAGGAAGGAUACAUCAGUUGUGUCCUCAGAAUGCCAACUGUAGUCCAUCUUGGCUGCAGCCUAUAGGCCUUGUAAUGCAGCAAUAAUAGCAAGUCACCAGCACUUUGGAAAAAAAAAAGGAUGCACAGGAUAACGGUAUCUCACUAAAAGAAGUACAGUUUAAAAGAGUCCAAACAACUGUUAGAUUCAUAGCUAUUUCGUCAUUUAUAAUAAAUAUGCUUUUUUUUGUCACAUGCACCUGAAAAUCAAUGUUCAUGGUUGUGAGUAAACAGUUUUUAAGGGGCAGGCCGCAGCUACUUGACAAGUUGAAAAUAUGUUUUAAAUGUUCUGAGGAACAUUUUAGCUGCUUUCCCAAAGUGUAACAUUUAUGAAAAUCAAGAGCAUAAAUUGUAUGAAAUUAAAAGAACAUUGUGCAACACUGAACAUCAA
Astyanax mexicanus (Mexican tetra) is the source of this 5831-nucleotide messenger RNA. RefSeq names its product solute carrier family 33 member 1 (gene slc33a1). The record is from RefSeq and is a predicted model, not a curated record. Gene Ontology annotation, cellular component: membrane. Lineage: Eukaryota; Metazoa; Chordata; Actinopteri; Characiformes; Acestrorhamphidae. Gene Ontology annotation, molecular function: acetyl-CoA transmembrane transporter activity. The coding region runs from base 296 to 1906 and encodes 536 amino acids. The transcript has 7 exons.